AAACAGAAGGCAGCGGAAGUGUGCCAACUGUCGUGAAAGCACAUCGACGCAGAAAGCCGCGAGCAGGACUAAUAAGUCAGUCUUAUUAUUUGUUCUCCAGUUUGAAAUAUUUACGUCGUAUAAAAUACAUCUUUGAAUCUUUAUUUAAGGAUAAAGUGGUCUCGAUGCGCUAGAAGCACUGUGCCGCUUCUCGUGCUAUCUUUGCUUGUUAGUUAGCUUAGCUCGCUAGUUAGCUUAGCUUGUUAGCUGCUAACAGAAGACACAGAAGUUAUCAACACAUCGCUAAGUAGAGAUCAAGUGUGGGAGUAAAGUGUUGUGAUUGUGUGAAAAUGUGUGAAAGAAUGAUAGCAAAGUAUGAGGAGGAACUUUGUCCAACCAAAGAGGAGAAGGAGCGACAACAUCAACUACUGGAUGUUUAUUAUAAGAAACAUCAUCAAGUUGUGUUACACAGAACAGACGUUGAUGAAGAACAUCUUCCUCGUGAGCAGGAGGAGGAACCACAGUCCCCCAACAUACAUGAGGACAAAGAGGUACCACAUUCCCAACACAUCAGAGAGGGAGGAGAGGAGCCACAACCCCCCCAAAUUAAAGAGGAAGACGAGGCGCCACAGACCCAUAAUGUUAAACUGACCUUUCACAUUAAAGGUCAAGCGGAGGACCCAUUGAUCUUACACAUCAAAAAGGAAGAGGAGGACCCACUGACCCCUCACUUUAAGGCGCAAGAGAACCUGCUGACCCCUCACAUUAAAAAUGAAGAGGAGGACCCACUGACCCCCUACUUAAAAGAGGAAAAGGAGGACCGAGAGCCGCCACACAUUAAAGAGGAAGAGGAGGAAGAGGGCAUCAGUCAGCCUAAAUGGUUGGAGGAGUUCCCAGUGACUGGUGUCCCUGUGAAGAGUGAAGAUGAUGAGGUGAAAGGUGAAAGUGAGGAGAGGGGAGGGGGGGAGCCUCCAAGCAGCAGCUCAACACAACACAUGACAACAGAAGCUGAUGGAGACCACUGUGGAGGAUCACAAGCAGACAAGCUCUUAGCUCCACUAUCAGAUAGUGAGGACACAACGUCACACUCUCCUGACACUGAUGAUGAAGACUCUAAAGAUGAUGCAACAUGUCACACUGACAACACUCACUUCACAUGUUCUCACUGUCACAAAACUUUUAAAUACCAAAGUCGUCUGAAAAGACACAUGAGAACUCACACUGGAGAAAAACCUUUUUCUUGUUCACUAUGUGGUAAAGGUUUUGGACUUAGUCAGAAUUUGAAAGUCCACAUGAGAAGACACACUGGUGAAAAACCUUUUUCUUGCUCAGUAUGUAGUAAAGGUUUUGUUCUAAGUGAACAUUUGAAAUCACACACAAGAACACACACGGGUGAAAAACCUUUUGUCUGUUUAAUCUGUGGUAAAGGUUUUGCACACAGUAAUACUUUGAAAAGACACAUGAGAACACACACUGGUGAAAAAUCUGUUUCCUGUUCAAUCUGUGGUAAAUGUUUUACACAAAGUCAAUAUUUAAAAGUACACAUGAGAAGACACACUGGAGAAACUGCUUUUUCCUGUUCAAUCUGUGGUAAAGGUUUUACACAAAGUCAAGAUUUGAAAGUACACAUGAGAACACACACUGGAGAAAAACCUUUUUCCUGUUCAACCUGUGGUAAAGGUUUUACACAAAGUCAGGAUUUAAAAAAACACAUGAGAACACACACUGGAGAAAAACCUUUUUCUUGUUCAACCUGUGGUAAAGGUUUUACACAAAGUCAGAAUUUGAAAAGACACAUGAGAGUGUUCUCAACCGCGGAACAAUUGUUUGCCAAACACGUGUUUCACUGGGACAAUAGUGAGUGGUGCACACUUCCUUCAAACACGUGUUUCACUGGGACAAUAGUGAGUGGUGCACAUUUCCUUCGCCCGGCCACAGAAGAAAAAAGAAAGAGUUGCUGGUGUAACAAUAGGAAGAAUAUAUUCCACUCCUCUCUUCUACACGCGGCUUAUGAGAUGAACGCUCGUCAAGAAGAACGUCCCCUUCAGCAGCAGGAGGAUCCACAGCCCCCCCACAUUAAAGAGGAAGAGGAGGAAGUGUGGAUCAGUCAGGAGGGAGAGUGUCCUGUAGGGCAGGAGGAGGCUGAUGUCAGCAAGUUUCCACUGACUGUUGUCUCUGUGAAGACUGAAGAGCAUGAAGACAAACCACCUGAGUCCUCACAGCUUCAUCACAGUCCAAACGUCGAAGAAGAACCUCUACCUAAUGAACAGGAGGAGGAACCACAGUCCUCCAACAUACAUGAGGAAGAAGAGGUACCACAUCCCAAACAAAUUAAAGAGGGAAUAGAGGAGCCACAGCCCCCCCACAUUAAAGAGGAAGACGGGAUGCCACAGACCCAUCGUGUUAAACUGACCUUUCACAUUAAAGGGCAAGCGGAGGACUCACUGAUCUUACACAUCAAAAAGGAAGAGGAGGACCCACUGACCCCUCACUUUAAGGCGCAAGAGAACCUGCUGACCCCUCACAUUAAAAAGGAAGAGGAGGACCCACCGACCCCCUACUUUAAAGAGGAAAAGGAGGACCGAGGGCCGCCACACAUUAAAGAGGAAGAGGAGGAAGAGGGCAUCAGUCAGCCUAAAUGGUUGGAGGAGUUCCCAGUGACUGGUGUCCCUGUGAAGAGUGAAGAUGAUGAGGUGAAAGGUGAAAGUGAGGAGAGGGGAGGGGGGGAGCCUCCAAGCAGCAGCUCAACACAACACAUGACAACAGAAGCUGAUGGAGACCACUGUGGAGGAUCACAAGCAGACAAGCUCUUAGCUCCACUAUCAGAUAGUGAGGACACAACGUCACACUCUCCUGACACUGAUGAUGAAGACUCUAAAGAUGAUACGACAUGUCACACUGACAACACUCACUUCACAUGUUCUCACUGUCACAAAACUUUUAAAUACCAUAGUCUUCUGAAAACCCACAUGAGAAGACACACUGGAGAAAAACCCUUUUCUUGUUCACUCUGUAGUAAAGGUUUUACACAAAGUCAGAAUUUGAAAGUCCACAUGAGAACACACACUGGUGAAAAAACAUUUUCUUGUUCAAUCUGUGGUAAAAGUUUUGCACAAAGUCAGGAUUUGAAAAAACACAUGAGAACACACACUGGAGAAAAGCCUUUUUCUUGUUCAAUUUGUGGUAAAGGUUUUGCACAAAGUCAGGAUUUGAAAGUACACUUGAGAACACACACUGGUGAAAAACCUUUUUCCUGUGUAGUCUGUGGUAAAGGUUUUACACAAAGUCAUAAUUUGAAUGUACACAAGAGAACACACACCGGUGAAAAACCUUUUUCUUGUUCAAGCUGUGGUAAAGGUUUUACAGACAGUCUAACUUUGAAAAGACACAAGAGAAUACACACUGGUGAAAAACCUUUUUCCUGUUUAAUCUGCAACAGAAGCUUUGGGGAACGAUCAAAGCUUGAAAGACACAUGAGAACACACCCAGGAGAGAAAGUGUUGAGUUGCAGUGUGUGUGGUGAAAGAUUGUCUUCUAAGUACCAGUGUAAGAAACACAAGUGUGCUGGUGAGAACAGCAGCAGCAAAUGAAACUGCAGGAUUUGAAAUAAACUGUCCAGACUUUCAUUUUGACUUUCUAACAACAUCAGCACAUAUAACAUGUGUGACAUUGUUGUGUAACAACCUUUUUAAUAUGCUUCUACAUUUAUUGCUGAGAUAUUUUAUUACAGGGCUUUUUUCAGUCAAAUACAUGCAUUAAUAUGCAACAUUGUGUACUUUUAUUAAAAAAAUUAACGGAACAGUUUGACUGAAAAGGUGAGAGUAAACAGUACAAUACAUUUUUUUACACACAAUAAACAUUGUAUGUGUGUAUAUAUUCAUAAUACAAUUUUAGACUUAUUCAUAAUACUGUUUUUAUACGUGUUUGGAAUAUUGAAGUGUUACAUAAUGUUAUUUCCAAUUGUUAAUAAUCCCAUAGAUUAUCACCUUUAUAUGAUAUACAUAUGUACUGGUUCACAUCUGAAACAUCUUCUGGACCACUUCAGGAAGCAUAUUAUUAUUUACUUUAUACAUCAUUUGAACAGUUGUCUUUUAUACAGUUUUGAAAUGUGACUUUAUGAAUCAUUUGUUGCGUCUCUAUUCAUCCAUUUUAUUAAUUAUAUUACUUUUUUGUAAUAUGAUGAUUGUGUUGUGAUUGUUUUAUAUGUAUGUCCCCAGACCUUUAUGCAAUAUAAAAGUGACAGAGAAUGACUGAAUUGUUUGUGUGAAGGAAAUAUGGUUUUGUUUUUACAAACUUACAUUUGUGGAUUAAAAAAAAACUCCCUUUA
Messenger RNA from Nerophis ophidion (straightnose pipefish), 4306 nucleotides. RefSeq names its product oocyte zinc finger protein XlCOF7.1-like. The record is from RefSeq and is a predicted model, not a curated record. The coding region runs from base 330 to 3569 and encodes 1079 amino acids. Lineage: Eukaryota; Metazoa; Chordata; Actinopteri; Syngnathiformes; Syngnathidae. The transcript is spliced from 5 exons. Gene Ontology annotation, molecular function: RNA polymerase II cis-regulatory region sequence-specific DNA binding; DNA-binding transcription factor activity, RNA polymerase II-specific. Gene Ontology annotation, biological process: regulation of transcription by RNA polymerase II.